Molecule: messenger RNA, 6323 nt
Organism: Pieris rapae (cabbage white)
Lineage: Eukaryota; Metazoa; Arthropoda; Insecta; Lepidoptera; Pieridae
Product: glycogen debranching enzyme
Exons: 11
Coding region: 400-5076 (1558 amino acids)
Biological process (GO): glycogen catabolic process; glycogen biosynthetic process
Molecular function (GO): 4-alpha-glucanotransferase activity; amylo-alpha-1,6-glucosidase activity
Source: RefSeq, a predicted model, not a curated record
CAAAGUUUUUCAUUAGUUUUAAAGGAAAGGGUAGAUUCAGAGUCGAGACUUAAGGCUUAAUGUAUAAGCUAUUAUAUGGGUAGUGUAUUGAAUACACUAUAACAUACGAGAGUUAUUUUAAGUCUGCUCAAUUUUAUGAUCCUAAAAAUCUGUGGGCGAAAAAGCUCGCUUCAUUAUCGCUGUUGUGGAUAUUGGAAUAAAAAUGUAAGAAAGGUCGUCCCAAGGAGAUAAGAUAGGAGGGAAUUACAAGUUAUAACUUUAUUCAUCAUUUGUGUCUGGAUUGAUGAAAAUUGUCUGGAAGAUGUUGGAAAGAAACAAUUAAAAGAAAAGGCUGUUUUAGUUGUAGUUAGUAUUUAGUAAGAAAUUCAUGAAGAAUUGAUUUGAUUAGCCGCUACAACUAUGACAAUAAUUAAUUCUGCGCGUGACAUGGAGCUCCGGCGGGACGACACGGCUGCGGCCGUGCGCCGCCUCGAGCUGCAGCAUGCUGAGCAUCGAGAUGCCACGCUCUAUCGGUUCGAAAAAGGCUCAUAUUUACAAUUUAACCCCGGGCCGACUCUAAUGGGCCGCAAAGUCUACUUGUACACCAACUACGUGGUCACGGACCAAACAGGGGAAAAGGACGAGCAUAUCGCCUUCGACCGCAAGCAGUACUAUUGCCUGGAAUGGGUUCGAGCCGGUCAGACGAAGAAGACGAGCGAAACGGCCGAGCUCGAGCGGCUGGGAUGCGGGCUGCUGGUCACCGACACCGAUGCUUACUGCGAGCUGCGUCUCGAGCGAGCCGGAUCGUUCCACUAUUACUUCGUCUACGACACGCCAGAGUCCCGCGUGGGGCCACAGGGCUCCGGCUGGUUCGGGGUGACUCCGAGCCUCAGGGCCGGCGACUGCACUUUGCCGCUAGACUCGCUCAUGUGCCAGACGGUGCUGGCCAAGUGCCUCGGCCCUAUCUCGCGUUGGGAGCGGACGCUGCGAGUGGGCCGCGAGGCCGGGUACAACGUCUUUCAUUUGACGCCCGUGCAGGAGUUGGGCGCAUCGGGCUCGAGCUACAGCAUCGCCGACCAGCUGAAGCUGAACCCGCUCUUCGACGAUCCGGACACGGGCCGCCGCGCUACAUUCUCGGACGUCGAGAACCUCGUUGCCAAAAUUCACAACGAAUGGAACUCUCUCGUCAUUUGCGACGUAGUGCUGAACCACACGGCCAACGAGACGCCGUGGCUUUUGGAGCACCCCGAGGCGACGUACAACUGCCAGAACUGUCCGCACUUGAGGCCGGCGGCGUUGCUCGACGCGGCGUUCGCGAGGGUGUCGGCCCGGGUGGGGGCCGGACUGCUCGAGCCUCGCGUGCCCCGCGAGGUGGCCGAGCCGGCGCACGUCGACGCCGCUCGCGCCGCUCUCGAGGAGGAGGCGGCCGCUCUGCGGUUGCCGGAGCUCUUCCAGUGCGACGUCGACGCGCUCGAGCGCCGUUUUCUGGAGCUGGCGCGCACCCGCGUUCCGGCGCCACACGCCGCCGACGCCAAUCUUAAGCUGACGCCGGACCCGCAGCGGCGGCGCCUCGCCGCCACCGUCGACCUCGAGCUGGCGCUGCAGUUGUUCAACACGCACCGCGUCGACUGUCCGGACGAGGAGGCGCGAAUGGCCCGCUGCGCGGCCGCCUUUCGCGCCCGACUGCUAGAGCUCAACGCCGACGCCGCGGCCAUCGCGCUGGACCAUCUGCGAGCCGCCGUCGACAACUGCGCGGCCGCGAUGCGUUACGAGCGGCUUCAGAGUGACGGACCCAGGCUGCGGGAGGUGUCCGCUCGUCAUCCGCUGGUGCCGCCCUAUUUCACGCUCCCAGAGACGAUCGAAGACGCGAAGGCCGUCGAGAUGGACGUCUACGGCGAAUCGGGCCGAUCGGUGAUGGCGCACAACGGGUGGGUGAUGGGUGCCGACCCGCUCCGAGACUUUGCGGCUCGGGCGGCGGACGGCCGCGUGUAUCUGCGCCGGGAGCUGGUCGCGUGGGGAGACAGCGUCAAGCUGCGUUACGGCGAGAGGCCCGAGGACAGCGCCUGGCUGUGGGCGCACAUGCGCGAGUACGUGCGGCUCACGGCGCGCCUGUUUGACGGGCUGCGUCUCGACAAUUGCCACUCGACGCCGCUUCACGUGGCCGAGUGGAUGGUGGACGAGGCGCGCGCCGAGCGUCCCGACCUGUACGUGCUCGCCGAGCUGUUCACCAACUCGGCCGCCGUCGACAACAUCUUCGUCAACCGCCUCGGCAUCACGUCUCUGGUGCGCGAGGCGCAGAGCGCUUGGGACGCGCACGAGCUGGGACGCCUCGUCUACCGCUACGGCGGCCGCCCCGCCGGCGCCUUCCUGCCGCCGCCGCACGGCGAGCCCGCCGCCGCCGCACCGGCCGUGGCGCACGCCAUGCUCCUGGACCAGACGCACGACAACCCGAGCCCCGUGGUCAAGCGCUCGCUGUUCGACCUGCUGCCGUGCGCCGCGCUGGUCGCCUUCGCCUCUUGCGCCACGGGCUCCACUCGCGGCUACGACGAACUCGUCCCGCACCAGGUGCACGUCGUGGACGAAGCGAGGCUGUACAGGGCCUGGGGAGAGUCGGACGAGUGGCCCGAGGGCCCCGAGGGCACCGUGGGGCCCGGCCGGGGACUGGCCGAGGCGCGCGCGGCGCUCAACGCGCUGCAUCGGCAACUCGCCGUCGAAGGAUACACCGAGGUGUUCGUGGAUCAAAUGGACCCCGACGUGGUGGCCGUGACCCGCCACCAUCCCACGUCGCGCAAGUCCGUCAUCCUCGUUGCUCACACUGCCUUCGCCGCCCCCGACCCCGCGGCUGCCCCGCGCCGUCCGAGGCCCCUGCGCUUCGAGGGCCAGCUCACCGAGGUGGCGCUGGAGGCCAGUCUGCGCCACGGGAGCGGCCGCCCGUUCGAACCUCCGGGGGCUCGUGAGCCUCACCCGCGGUUCAUUCACGGCCUCAACGAGUACGUCGCCGACGUGCGCCCCCCGGGGCCGCUCGCCGCGUCGGCGUUCCUCUCGGGGGAGCGGCGCGAAGGCGCCUUCACGGAGCUGGAGUGGCGCGGUCUGCCACCCGGCGCAGUGAUCGCGGUGAGGGUCGCGCCCGACGGCCGUCAGGCGGCCGCGCUCGCCGCACUUCAUCGCACGGUGCGCGCCCAGCCGGACGCGGCGCCCGACCCUCUGCAGCUCGCGGCGCCGCUCGCCGAGUUGUCACUGGCCGAUUUCAACACGCUGCUGUACUGCUGCGACGCCGAGGAGAGGGAGCGCCGCGGCGCCGGCGUCUACGAGGUGCCCGGGCACGGGCCGCUGGUCUACGCCGGCCUGCAGGGCGCGACGGCGGCGCUGGAGCCGCUGCUGCGAGACGACGACCUCGGGCACCCGUUGUGCGACAACCUGCGCGCCGGCGACUGGCUGGCGGAGUACCAGUGGCGCCGCAUCGAGGGCGACGCGCGACUGACGACGGUGGCGGCGCGGUACCGGGACGCGCUGCGGCCGCUGAGCGAGCUGCCACGCUUCCUGGUGCCGGCCUACUUCGCGGGCGUCGUCGCGGCUCUGUACUCGGCGGUGCGAGCCGCGGCCCUGUCGCGUCUGCGGCUGCCGCACCCGGGUCGCUUCGCGGAAGACCUCGCGCUCACGAGCGUGCAGCUUACCGCUGCGAUGCCGUCGGCCCCUCUGCCCAUGGAAGGCGCCUCCGCCCCCGAGCGCGCUUCUCUAUCGGCGGGACUGCCCCAUUUCUCCGUUGGCUAUAUGCGCUGCUGGGGACGCGACACCUUCAUCUCGCUGCGGGGCCUGUACUUGCUGACGGGGCGCUUCGCCGAAGCUCGCGCGCACAUUCUGGCCUUCGCCGCCUGUCUGCGACACGGCCUCAUCCCCAACCUGUUGGACGGGGGCCGCAACGCGCGCUUCAACUGCCGCGACGCCGUGUGGUGGUGGCUUCACAGCAUCCAGCAGUACUGCCGCGAGGCACCGCAAGGCUCCGCGAUACUCGCCGAGCGCGUCGUCCGCCUCUUUCCGGCACCGGACGCGCCCGUCGAGCAGCCGCUGCAUGACGUCAUGCAGGAAGCGCUCGACACGCACUUCCAGGGCCUCGCGUUCCGGGAGCGCAACGCCGGCCGCCAGAUUGACGCGCACAUGACCGACCGGGGCUUCAACGUGCAGAUCGGCGUCGACCCGGAGACCGGAUUCCCGUUCGGCGGCAACGACGCCAACUGCGGGACCUGGAUGGACAAGAUGGGCUCCUCCGAGCGGGCCGGCACUCGAGGACGGCCCGCCACGCCCCGCGACGGCAGCGCCGUCGAGCUGGUGGCGCUCGCGUACGGCGCCGCCUCGUGGCUGGCGACGCAGCACCGCGCCGCGCGCUAUCCCUACCCGGGCGUGGCGCGACGCCACCGCGACGGCACGCUCACGGCCUGGACCUUCGCUCAGUGGGCCGAGCGCAUCCGCCGCUCCUUCGAGCGCCACUUCUGGGUGCCGACGACGCCCUCCGCGGCCGACGCGCGCCCCGACCUCGUGCACCGGCGGGGCAUCUACAAGGACUCGCACGGCGCCUCGCAGCCCUGGGCCGACUACCAGUUACGCUGCAACUUCCCCGUUGCGAUGGCGGUGGCGCCCGACCUGUUCGACCCGAAGCGCGCGUGGCUCGCUCUGGAUGCCGUCGAGCGUCUGCUUCUCGGCCCGCUCGGGGUGAAGACGCUGGACCCCGCCGACUGGGCCUACCGCCCCGACUACCGCAACGACGACGACUCCGCCGACCCUAGCGUCGCCCACGGCUUCAACUACCACCAGGGCCCCGAGUGGGUGUGGCCGAUCGGCGCCUACCUGCGGGCGCGACUCGCCUUCGCGCCCGACAACGGCGCCCACGCCCGCACGGUCGCCGCCGUGUACGCGGCUCUCGGGCCGCACGCGGCCGAGGCGCGCGCCUCGCCUUGGCGGGGCCUGCCCGAGCUGACCGACGCCGGCGGUGCCCCCUGCCGGGACUCGUGUCGCACUCAGGCCUGGAGCUCCGCCUGCGUCCUCGAGGCCCUCCACGAAGCCGUCGGCGCGAGGCGAGCUCGGCCCCUGCCCUCCGACUGACGCACCGCGCCGCCGCCCGCCCGCCUCUACUCGGAGCCCUACGAGAGUCUCCGACCGCGCUCGGCCCUCCGCCGCUUCGUCGCUCGACGGCGACGCGCCGCCUCGAAGUCGGCCGCUCGGUUCUCGAAGGUGACGAGCGCCUUCGAGACGGUCGUCUACAGCGACCGCUACUUCGUGUACGGGCUUCCGUUGCGGACCGCGCCCGGGCCGAGGCGGCAUCACGUUCCGCUCGAGUCGAUUCUGCCACCGCGGAUCCCGCGAGCCUUCGCCGUGCUGUCGGACGCGUCGACGCCGCGGCUCCCUUCGCCGCGGGCCUUCUACGGCUCGCUGCGUCGACCCCGUCGCGACUCGCCGAAGGUGUUCGGACGCGACGUCGACGGGCGGUCCCCGACGGCGGAUGGCCGCCGGUGUGACCCGGGCUACCGGCGAGUCGGCUCACACGCGCCGCCUCCGCGGGCGCCGGCGGCGACUCGACGGCCGCGACUCCGUUCCCCUUCGCGUCCGGCGGAAGCGCCACCGGCGCCGAACGCGCUGCGUCCGGAGUUUGCGCUGUCCGACGACGAGGAUGAGGUCCCGUCGACCCGGAGCGGCGAGUCGGAGACCGAGGAGGUCGCCGGGUCGGAAUCGGAGACGGAAUGCGCGGCGUACGGGUCGGGCCCGGCCAUCGAAGCCGAGGAGGCUCCCCGGACGGAGCGAGAGGACCGGGCGGAGAGAGCGGAGAGAGCGGAGAAGGCGGAGGAGGUGGACGGCGAUGGAGGCGCGACGAGCUGCAACGGAGUGCGGGCGGCGUCGCGGGCGCUGGCAGCGUUGAGCGGCGCCUCGUACCUGUUGGCGCUGCUGGCCUUCUACUUCCUGAGCCUCGGCUGAGCUUCGGACGAUGUCGUCAGAUUCCUCUCUGCGUGCCAUAUGUUUUUCUUUUCUUCUCUUGAGCGUCGUGUCGUAUAGAACCGGUUCCAGUUUGACAUAUUCUGUCGGAGAUGUCGAAGGCUAACGAGACACGGACACACUUUUAACGCUUGUAUAGAUUUGUAUUUAUAUAUAAAUAAUCCCUUGUAUAUAAAUAAUCCCAGAUUUUAUACAAAACAUAUUUUCCGACUUCCUUGAGGCAGCUCAAAUUUAUAUAUUUAAGUCACAGAGUUACUAUAUUGUCGCCUGAAAACCGAAGCUUUAUUUUAUGUUUCUUUUAUUAUUAAAAAGAUUUUAAUAAAUGUAAGAAAAAAUUAUAAAUUAUACUGGAUACGAUCGAA